Harmonia axyridis is the source of this 1920-nucleotide messenger RNA. RefSeq names its product heparanase-like. Lineage: Eukaryota; Metazoa; Arthropoda; Insecta; Coleoptera; Coccinellidae. Gene Ontology annotation, cellular component: extracellular matrix; membrane. The transcript has 10 exons. Gene Ontology annotation, molecular function: hydrolase activity, acting on glycosyl bonds. The record is from RefSeq and is a predicted model, not a curated record. Bases 254 to 1756 code for a protein of 500 amino acids.
ACCUCGAAUAAUUAGCAAAAAGGUUAUUGUUUUCAAUUUCUGGUGUUUACUGAUUAAUGUCUUCAGAGGAAUAAUAAAAAUAUUAAAUAAUGAUAUAAGUUAUUGAAUUAAAUGAUAAUUCUUCUGUGUCGGUGUCUUUAAGAUAACGAGCCAACUUUUUUUUAGCACUCCAUAAUUUUGAUAAGUUUUUGUCACUAACAAAAUUAUAAUGAAGUAAUACCUGCCUGCUAAGAUAAUUUGCAUUUGAAAUAAGAUGGCUUUGAAACUAUGGUUUUCCUUCUCUAUACUAUUGGGUGUUUAUGAUUUUGGUUCCACUCAUAUGCUAUUUUUUGAUGAAUAUGAACCAAUAAUUUCCAAGAUAGAUACAAAAUUUUUGAGUCUUGGACUUGAUACCUCCGUAAUUCAAAAUGGAUUCAAGAAAUUUAAUAUGUCGAAUCCAAAAUUGAUAAAAAUGAUAUCACAUUUGUCACCAGCUAAUUUGAGAGUUGGUGGAAAUAUGGCAGAUCGUUUGAUUUUUGUGCCGAGCAAAGAUGAUUCAAAACACAAUUUGAAAUAUUCAGAGCAAAAUCCAGAAUCCUCUGAUGAAUACUGUAAUUAUGUCUCAACACAGAAUUUUUCUAUGUAUGGUCAGGACUGGCUAAUGUUGAAUAAUUUGACAAGAAAAACAAAUUUAGAUAUGGUUUUCGACUUGAAUGCCUUGAGAAGAUUAUCAAAUGACUCAUGGGAUUCAAGAAAUGCUGAAGUUCUCAUAAAUUUUUCCAAUAAAUACGGACUCAAUUUGGAUUGGCAACUUGGAAAUGAACCCAAUUCAUUCCGACAUAAAUUCAACUAUGAAGAACUAGCUUCUGAUUUUCUCAAGCUCAAGAAAAUCCUGAAAAAAUACAAGAGGUAUGGAAGCUCUCUUCUUAUUGGUCCUGAUACUACUAGGCCUGAUAUUUCACACAAAGAGAGCAUGAAAUAUUUGGAAGAAUUUUUGGCAAAGGGCAAAUUUGCUAUUGAUGUUAUUAGUUGGCACCAAUAUUAUUUCAAUGGAAGAACAGCAAACCAAUCAAACUUUCUCGAUCCUGUUAUCUUUGAUAUUCUGAAAUGGCAGAUCGAUGUUGUAAAAUUUAUUCAGAAAAAGACUAAUUCGACAUCUAAAGAGAUUUGGUUAGGCGAGACUGCAUCAGCAUGGGGUGGGGGUUCCCCCAAGUACUCUGACAAAUUCAUUGCAUGUUUCAUAUGGUUGGACAAACUUGGAACAGCAGCUAAAAACGGAAUAGAUGUUGUAGUUCGCCAAUCUAUUUUUAAUGGACAUUAUGCCCUCAUCUCUGACACUUAUGAACCAAAUCCUGACUAUUGGAUCAGCAUUCUCUUCAAGAAAUUAGUUGGGACUCGAGUCAUCUCUUGUUUCAAUUCAACUGGUAGUAGAGUCAGGCUUUACUGUCACUGUUCUAAUAAUAAAGCUCAAGAAAAUGGUUUUCCUUCUAUAACAGUUUAUGGCAUGAAUAUGCAGAAUACAACUGCCAAAAUUCAUAUUAUAGGAUUGGAUAGAGAUCCCAGAACAUCACUAAAAGUAGUUUCUUAUACUAUUUCCAGCAAAGGAUCACUAUUGGGAAAAAAUAUCUAUUUGAAUGAUAAAUUGCUGAAACUCACAUCCACUAAUGAUGUACCACACUUCCAGCCUAAAAUAGUGGAUGCGAAACCAUAUGUGGUCAUUCCUCCAUUUUCAAUAGUUUUUUGGAUUAUACCUAUAAAAAGUCAAAUUUGUAAUUAAUAGGAAAUAAGUUGUUUCCUACUUUCUCGUUCCAGACUAUUAAUGUAAACCCUAAUUUUAUAUUUAACAUUCUCUUUAAAUUAAGAUUAUAACCUAUUCUUCAAAUAAAUUUGUUGUUAUUUUUUUUUGCUAUACUCUGAAUAAAAGAUUCUGGAAAUUUCAAA